GGUGUCAAUACAAAUAAUAGUGAAAAUGCUGGGGCCAAAGUGAAAAUUAGCGUAAUCUCUUUUCUCUUUGUUACUCAGCUCCAACAAAGAGAGACCUCGCUGAUCAGAGGGAGUCCUUCAAGCUCUUCAAAGUCCAAGGUUCACCUGAAUUUCUCUGGUUGAGCUUUCACCUGGGGAAAAAAAAAAUGCUUCAGUAGCAAACUUGGUGAUAUAGCUGUUUGCUUAUUUGCAUGUGCGGGAGACAGGUUUGAGUUAGCUGAAUUUUGUUCUUCAUUAUGGAGCCUUUGUGGAAGCUCUUAUAUUUGCUGGAGCCUGCACCUGUUACCCUAAUAGUGACAGCUGUAGCUGUGACAUUUGGAUCUGCAUUUCGAGCUCUAAAUUAUGGGAAAGAAAUGGAGCGGAACCGUGACUUAUCGGAAGCAUCUAUUAUGUUGGAUAGGUCCCAAGCAUUAAUGAUCCCAAUAAUGAGCUCUUGCAGUUUGCUUUUAAUGUUUUAUCUGUUUUCAUCUGUCUCGCAACUUCUCACUGCAUUCACAGCUGUUGCCUCUGCUUCUUCCCUGUUCUUCUGCCUUUCUCCUUAUGUUGCCUAUGUAAAGUCACAUUAUGGUUUGGCAGAUCCAUUUGUUUCGCGUUGCUGUUCAAAGUCUUUCACACGAAUCCAAGGGCUAUUGUUGUUGUCAUGCUCUAUCACUGUUGCAGCUUGGCUUGUUUCUGGGCAUUGGAUAUUGAACAACCUGUUGGGUAUUUCCAUUUGUAUUGCUUUUGUGAGUCAUGUGCGCCUUCCGAACAUCAAAAUAUGCGCAAUGCUGCUUGCUUGCUUGUUUGUAUAUGACAUAUUCUGGGUAUUCUUCUCAGAGAGAUUUUUUGGUGCCAAUGUUAUGGUGUCAGUGGCAACGCAACAAGCAUCAAAUCCUGUUCAUACAGUGGCCAAUAGUUUGAGCCUCCCUGGGUUGCAAUUGAUUACAAAGAAGCUUGAGUUGCCUGUGAAAAUAGUCUUUCCUAGGAAUUUGUUGGGUGGUGCUGUACCUGGAGGAAAUGCUGCCGAUUUCAUGAUGCUUGGCCUCGGUGACAUGGCUAUUCCUGCCAUGCUUCUGGCAUUAGUCCUCUGUUUUGAUCAUCGGAAGAGCAGAGAGCCUGUAAGUCUCUUAGAUAUACAUUCAUCAAAGGGGCACAAAUACAUAUGGUAUGCGCUUCCUGGAUAUGCCAUUGGACUGCUAACUGCUUUAGCAGCUGGUGUUUUGACCCACUCACCCCAACCUGCACUUCUUUAUCUGGUGCCUUCUACUCUAGGACCUGUAAUCAUCAUCUCCUGGGUCAGAAGGGAACUGACUGAGUUAUGGGAAGGAAGCAUCCCAAAUCUAAACGAUAAAGCACGCCAAAUAGAAGUUUAGGUGAUUUAUCUUCCCGGGUCACAGCUAGAGGUUGCAGAGUCGAUCAGAAGCUGUAAAUUUGCUUGGAAAAGUUCUAUCCUUUUAAAUAUGUUGGUAGAAAAUUGAUGAUUUAUGUUUAUUUUGUACUGCCUAACUUGCAUCAAUUCCUUUAAAUGUCCAGUAAUGAAAAGAAAAAGAAAUUAAAUUUAUCUGAAUCCUGUCA
This is a messenger RNA of Jatropha curcas, 1593 nucleotides long. RefSeq names its product SIGNAL PEPTIDE PEPTIDASE-LIKE 1 (gene SPPL1). Gene Ontology annotation, biological process: membrane protein proteolysis. Gene Ontology annotation, molecular function: aspartic endopeptidase activity, intramembrane cleaving. Gene Ontology annotation, cellular component: cytoplasmic side of endoplasmic reticulum membrane; lumenal side of endoplasmic reticulum membrane; Golgi-associated vesicle membrane. Lineage: Eukaryota; Viridiplantae; Streptophyta; Magnoliopsida; Malpighiales; Euphorbiaceae. The record is from RefSeq and is a predicted model, not a curated record.